AUGGUGACGGAUUGCGGUCGUAUGAGCCCGCGGAAGCGUGGUCGGAAUGGGAUAUGGAUCCCCGCCGCAGGCUGCGCUGCACCCGGCCCGUCGCCUUCGGUAUUGCCCGCUGAGGCGCUUGACGAUCUCCAAGACGCUUACUCAGCCGACAUCACCCGCCAACCAGCCCAGCAAAGGGAGUUGAGUGGACUGCCCUCUGGUGCGGGAGUUGGGGGUGGGAGUGGUUCGGCGGCGGACCCGCUGCGGCCGACGCCCAUUGCGAGUUUUGGGUUUCAUAAGGAGCAGAUUACGAGCGUGGAGUGGCACCCGACGGAUGACAGUAUUGUGGCCGUGUCGGCGGGGGAUAAUACUGUUACGCUGUGGGAUUUGGUGGUCGAGUUGGAUGAUGAGGAGAGUAAGGACACGGCGGGCGUGCAGGACGUGCCGCUGCAGCUGCUGUUUGUGCAUUACCAGAACUUGGCCAAGGAGGUGCACUGGCACCCGCAGAUUCCGGGGGCGUUGGUUGCUAUAGGCGAGGAGUUUAUCAUCUUCCGGACUAUCAGCGUGUAA
Messenger RNA from Dichotomopilus funicola, 549 nucleotides. RefSeq lists its product as uncharacterized. Gene Ontology annotation, biological process: ribosome biogenesis. Gene Ontology annotation, molecular function: protein binding. The record is from RefSeq and is a predicted model, not a curated record. The transcript has 2 exons. Gene Ontology annotation, cellular component: nucleolus. Bases 1 to 549 code for a protein of 182 amino acids. NCBI's taxonomy places the organism in Eukaryota, Fungi, Ascomycota, Sordariomycetes, Sordariales, Chaetomiaceae.